This is a messenger RNA of Esox lucius (northern pike), 2485 nucleotides long. RefSeq lists its product as uncharacterized. NCBI's taxonomy places the organism in Eukaryota, Metazoa, Chordata, Actinopteri, Esociformes, Esocidae. The coding region runs from base 349 to 1506 and encodes 385 amino acids. The record is from RefSeq and is a predicted model, not a curated record. The transcript has 5 exons.
AUCGUUUCAGAAUGCGGAAGUAAAGACAAACAUGUACUUUACAUUUGCUGCAGUUGAGUCGUCAACUUGAAAAGCCGGUAAGGUGGAAUUCUGUUACCGCCUAGUUGACGCCGAUUGCUUUUUAAAAAUGUUUUCAAAACGAGUUCGCUAAUAACAAUGUAGCCAGGUAAUAACUACACAUCUACGUUUUUGCGUUACAGUUUUGCGUAAAACGUUAGCCAAAGACAAAGUACUAGCUAAACAACCGAUCAGGUAAAUAACUGGUUAAACCCAUCGGCUAUACGCUGGCAAUUUGACUUAAAUUGGGCGUAAUUAAAGACAAUUUGGUUUUGACCUUGAUCGUUCAGAAUGUCGGAUAAUAAUUUUUCAAACAAAGAAGACAGUUGUAAUACAUAUGAACUGUGUGAUAAGCAGCCGUCACACUCCAAUGGAAAUGUCAAUGGACACCAUGGUAAUACCACUGAAGAAGACCUGACAGUGUCGGUCCCUCAUGGUUUGUCUCUCAGGGAAAAAAAGCUCGUGCUUCACGUUGACCUCAAUAACACCAUCUUGGUUUCUGAUGCUGUGACAAAUCAAGGAACAAUUGCAGCGUUGGAUUAUUUUAUUUCCACUGUAACAUGGGGACAAAUGACUAAACAAGGUAAGUGGCAGUGGAUGAGUGACUCACCUUCUCUACUCCCACCAUGCGAGGGGGCUGUCAGCUACUACUCCCAGUUUGGCCGGGUGCCAGGCUUCACCAGCUCGGCUGCAGGUCGGCGAUUCCGGGGUGUGCUGGACGAGCACCUGGCAAUGCUGCGAUGGCCACAGGAGCUACAGUGGGACAAGGAGCUGGCUGUGAAGGGUGAGGAUGGACAGCUGUACCACUGGAUCCUGCCCUCCUUCUUCCAGCUACUAAAAGAUCUGGUAGCGGAGGGAAGGGACUUUGCCAUCCUGUUCCGUACCUUUGGCUCAGACCUUCCGCGUGUGCUGUCUGCUGUGUCCAAAGCUCUCUCGCAGGGCUCCCACCCACUCUUCCCUGACCUUCCAGCCCUGAAGCUGAUGGUGAAUGAGACACCAGGAAAGAUCCGCUGCAGUGUGAAGGGGGCGGUACUGGCCCGGGCAGAGGAGCAUCUGUCCCCCCGUGACGGGGAGCGGGCCUUAUACCGCUAUCUCAGCUCCGUCCAAGGCCUCGGAGGCUUCCAGGACCACUUUGAUUGGUGGGCCAGAAACACCUACUCCAUCUUGGGAGGGAAGCCUCUCUGGGUGGACCCCUUUGACCAGGAUGUACAGCACAUCUUCAUUGACGACAACAUUCGACAAAACGACAAGGACACCAUCGUCCAUCCGAAAGUGUUCCUGGACCGAGGCAGCUCAGAGACCCGCACAGCCUCCAUCUCCGAGCUCUAUGACCUUUGCCUGGUCCAGAACGACUUGCUCAGGGCUAUUUCUGACCCCGGGUACUUCACCCAGCGUGUCAGCAUAUGCCAGGAGAACUAUGACAGGAACCUCCAGGGAGGGGCAGCCUAGCAUGUUUAGCGUGCAGCUCAGAGCCCUAGGGUGAGAAGGGCUUUAUAGAGGGGACGACGGAGCUGCUGUAGUUGCUCCGACUCCUGAAGGUCAAUAUUCUCAGGGUGUGUGACACUGACAACAAAUUGCAAAAUAUUGUUAUGUUGUGUUAUUUUGCUGCUGUUUUUAAAUUAUAUUUUGAAUAGGAUGUGAAUUUAGAGGCAUUGUUUACUAAUACCGAAUUCCAUUCAGAAAAGCCAGGUCAUACUUGAACAAUUCUAAUAUCAAAGAAAGGUUAACAUGGCUGAGAAGUGAGACUAGCUCCUCUGUAACGUAUACAUACUCUACACACACAUACAGUGAUUGAGCUUGAAGCGGCUACCUCCUAAUAUGAUUUCUGUGUGUGUGUGGGGUUUGGCUGUUAAUUAGCACUUCAAAAGGUGUUAUUUUGAAGGAUCUUAUUUGGGGUUGGGGUCUACUUAUAUGUCCAGGGAAUACGUGUUGCACUUUUUCUUGGCACUUGUUUUCACUGAAUCAUUUCAUCAUUUAAUUUAUUUUUCAGCUUGAAGUGAGUGUGCUAUUUGACUACUGCAAAUCUGAGACAUAUUAAGACACAAGCAGCCCAUCACAAUCACAAGGAUUUGGUGUAAUUGUAGAAGAUAUGACACAAUUAGUCGUUUGACUGCAACUGUACAAGCAGAUUCAGAUGCAAGACUGUCGGUUGAACCAACGGACCAUUACCUUAGGCAUUAACAAAGCCAGUCUGAAUGAUUGAAUCUGGAUGUACCUUUGGGUCUUGUGUGUCAUUCUGUCAGACAGCAUGACUGCUCUUGUCAUUGUGGGGACACGUGUCUCGUUGGAUUGAUGCCACCUGGCGUGCGAUGAUGCUUGUAUGCUUCAUGGUGAAUACUCUGAACAAUCCGUUUGUACUGGUGUUUUGUUCAAUAAACCUCCUCAGUAGAUUGUGGUGUCAGCUUGACACACUAUGUGAAUGACCAAG